AUGGCUGCCCCCACCGGCCGGGUCCACUCUCAGGAGACAGAGAGCUUUUGCCUUGAGCCAGGAGCAUCCGUGUCCCCUCUGUGCCUGCAGCGGUCAAUGAACUACAAGCCGCGGAACGCCAGGCACCGCCGGCCGCCGGCACCAGGGAUGGAUGUACUGGAAAAGAGAACAUGUUCUGAGUGGCCCGGCGGGCAUCGCGUCCGCUCCGGUAAGCGGGCCCUGCAGAUGCACGCGCGGGCGCCUCCCGCGCCGAACAUCACGCUGGCGGCUCCGCGGAGGGGCAUCGGCAGCCGGAAGGCCAGCGGGGCCCUCUGUCCACGCGGCUGGCUGCGCUGGGAAGAACUUGCCCGUGGCCUCCAGAGUGUGGUCGGCGACGGCCCGGACUCCCGCUUCGGCACCUGCAGGAUCCCACUCGGGCCGGAGCCGGAGCUGCGGGCAGCCAGCCCUGAGUGGGUGCUGGGCUCCCUGGAGCCCAGAACCGGGCCUCUGCCCCGUGCUGGCCGCACCCAGGGCGGCCCAGGGCUCUUUGCUCUGCAGUCCCUGGUGAGCUGGGACCCCCACGUCUACCGCACAGCGCGAAGGAGUUCCUGGUCUGCGCAAGGCCCGCAGCGCUGGCGGGGUGACAGUGCUGAACGGCUAAGGUCGUCCCUGCGGGUCUCGGGGAGGGUGGCCAGGGGAGAAAUCCUGCCAAGAGAUGCGGAGAACCCUGACCCCAGGCGCUGGAGCCCAACUUCCUGGGUGGAUGAGGGGCUGUGUGCGGCCUGCAUGGUCCACGGCCUCCCCAGGCCCUUCUUCAGCCAUGAGGGGCCCUGGUUGCCGGCUGCUGAGCCGGGCGGGCGGAGCGCUCUGGAGCGGUGCCGGUGGGCCCUGCGAGGCCUCGGGGCCGGUCCCGCCUGCCAGCCGCUCCGGGAUGAAGAGACUCAAGACCUUUCCUUUGUACCUAAAAGUGCGAUGAUGGGGGGUCGCUGCACCUGGGCCAGGCUGCUCCGAGCGCUUUCCAAGCAGCACCCCCUGCUCCACCGGCAGCCCCCAGGGCAGGCGCUGCUGCUCUGCACGUGGGCGAGUGGAGCUGAGCCUGUCACCUGCGCCGGGCCUGCCGAGGAGGGCUGGACUACCCGCCUUGAUCAGGGCCACCGCCGGUCUGCCCGGCCCCGUGUCUGCAGGGAACCUGCCCGCGCUGGUCACGGCUUGCCUUUCUCCUGCGGCCUCUCCUUUGUGGUCGGCGCAGGCACCGCCGAGCAGGCAGAGUAA
This is a messenger RNA of Rangifer tarandus platyrhynchus (Svalbard reindeer), 1251 nucleotides long. The record is from the annotation of a GenBank genome assembly. Lineage: Eukaryota; Metazoa; Chordata; Mammalia; Artiodactyla; Cervidae.